Molecule: messenger RNA, 910 nt
Organism: Orbicella faveolata
Lineage: Eukaryota; Metazoa; Cnidaria; Anthozoa; Scleractinia; Merulinidae
Product: methyltransferase-like protein 27
Source: RefSeq, a predicted model, not a curated record
ACACUUAAAAACUGACCCAACCAGAGCUCUGUAAUUAUUUGUUCAAGAAGCGUCUUGUGUCUUCCACCAUUGAAGUGGUCCUUUGCAUUGAUAGGAUACAAGAAUUAGCGAUCAGUCAGCGAUGGCAUCUUGGGACGCUCCUUAUGACAAAUACCGUAUUAAGAAAUUAAGCCGACUGACGAAAGACACCACAGAAGAGGAGAUAAAGGAUCUUUAUAAAAACUGGGCGACUACCUAUGAUAAGGAUGUCCUGCAAGAAGCCCAGAUCAUUUUUCGCAAACCGCUGGCCGAAUGUCUAGAUGCCGCUAUCAAACAGGUUUUCCCGGACAAAACACAAAGUCGGAUCAAAAUUAUUGAUGCAGGUGCCGGAACAGGACUUGCUGGUGUGGAACUCUUCAAACUUGGCUACACGAAUAUUGAUGCCCUUGAUAUUUCACAAGAAAUGUUGAACGAAGCAAAAAAGAAGAAUAUUUACAAGAAGUUCAUCUGCGCCUCACUCACUGAACAGCGGAUUCCCGAAAUAGAAACAGGAGAAUAUCAUGCGAUGAUCAGCACUGGCACACUUGGCACAGCGCAUGCGCGACCCGAGGCUAUCGAAGAGAUGAUCAGGAUGGUCAAGCCUGGUAAGUCUACUUUUGAUGAUUCUGUUGAUGUCUUGAUGCGCCUUUGGCAAUGACAAUUCUGUUUUUAAGGCAACGCGGAUACCCAAAUUUGGUAACUUUACCUCUUCAACUAGAAUCUUAGUAAUUUUUACCAGAUAACCUUCCUGGAAGAGAAUUAAUGCGUAAUUGUGCACAUAAGAAAUAUUGUAAAGGUGGCUUUUUCUGCAAAUAAUGUUGAUCUUAGGCCCCAUCCACGCUAAGCCGGAGAAAUUUGAAAACCCAGGUUUAUUUCUAUGGUUACGCCUAUC